CCGGGGUCCAGCGGCGGCGAGAGCGCGUGGAUCGGCGGGGCCAUGGGGGGAGUGGAGAAGAAGAAGUACGAGCGCGGAGCCGCCACCAACUACAUCACCCGCAACCGGGCGCGGAAGAAGCUGCAGCUGAGCCUGCCCGACUUCAGGCGCCUCUGCAUCCUCAAGGGGAUCUACCCCCAUGAGCCCAAGCACAAGAAGAAGGUGAACAAGGGCUCCACGGCCCCCAGGACCUUCUACCUGCUCAAGGACAUCAAAUUCCUGCUCCAUGAGCCCAUCGUCAACAAAUUCCGGGAAUACAAGGUGUUUGUGCGGAAGCUCCGGAAGGCGUACGGGAAGAGCGAGUGGAGCACCGUGGAACGGCUGAAGGACAACAAACCCACCUACAAACUCGACCACAUCGUGAAGGAGAGGUGAGGAGAGUCCUGGCAGAGCCACAUGGA
Neopelma chrysocephalum (saffron-crested tyrant-manakin) is the source of this 440-nucleotide messenger RNA. Its product is annotated as pescadillo homolog. The transcript has 4 exons. Gene Ontology annotation, biological process: maturation of LSU-rRNA from tricistronic rRNA transcript (SSU-rRNA, 5.8S rRNA, LSU-rRNA); ribosome biogenesis. Gene Ontology annotation, molecular function: RNA binding. The coding region runs from base 43 to 414 and encodes 123 amino acids. NCBI's taxonomy places the organism in Eukaryota, Metazoa, Chordata, Aves, Passeriformes, Pipridae. The record is from RefSeq and is a predicted model, not a curated record. Gene Ontology annotation, cellular component: nucleolus; PeBoW complex.